CUUGUUUUGGGUGAAACAACAUGGCGACUUCUAUACUUCCGGUGGCUUCAGGCCUCCAAUGCGCAGCACAGCACGUAUGUACUUUAGCUUGGACUAAUUUGGAGUUUAGUGUUUGAUGUAGAAUUUGUAUUUUAUUUUUUUGUAUUGUUUGUGUUUGCUGUUCCUGUUAGUUUGCUGUGUUUUGUCUUGUUUGCUUCUGUACCCCCCCAAAUUAGAGACAAACACUGUUUAGAGUGAUUUUUUUUUACAAGAUUUGUGUAAUAAAAUAACAUUCUUUUUAAAAACUUGUCUUCAGUAAAAUAAAAGUGUGAUAUUUUUGUCAUCUAUUCCACCUGGUCUUUUGUAUUAAUUUGCCAGACUUUCCUCUGUUAAUAUGUAAUAAGACAUCCUCUGUUGGACCUACAGACCAGUGGUCCUUACACCCUGCCCUCACUGUCAAAUUGGGUUCAGGUCUGGUCCACUUCACAUACCACCACCCCGUGACCCCUGUUAGAUAUGUAACAAACUCGUCCAUUUGCCCUGUACCGUAUCAUUACGUGGAAUCGGGUGCCCAAACAAAUCACUUCAAGCCUUUCUGACUCACUGCGCAUUUUUUAUUGAGAGCGACUGCUAAAUAACCCGCCAUGGAGAGAAAGUUGCGACUGCCAGGGAUUUAAUAAAGAAGGUGAGAAACAUGAUUGAAUUCAAGAAAGAACUCAUCGCAAAGUCCCUUUCGCUUCAGUCCUCUUUGUUCAGUCCUCUCUGCUCCUCGCCAUCUUUGCCAACAAGAGUCUUCAACAAAGGUAAAAAUGAUGGUCCCGUUAUCCAUUUAAGUCAUUUAUAAUAUUUUGCAUUGUUUUCUGCAUGUAAAGCUAUAAUUAUUCUCUAUAAAAUGUGUUUUUUGGGUGUCUGGAACAGAUUAAUUGGAUUUACAUGAUUUCCUGUGGGGAAACCCAGUCCGGGGUGUACCCCGCCUCUUGCCUUAAAACACUGGGAUAGGCUCCAGCAUACCUGAAACCUUAAUGAGGAGAAGCGAUACAGACAAUGGGAUGUUAAAAAGCCAAAACCAUAUUUAUGAUUGACUUGUGGGGGGAAAAAAGUAAAAAAAAAAAGACAUAACAUAAAUUUGAUGAACAUGCAUUACCUUAGAAUGAGACUUUUGAACAAUAUUGUCUUUAAUUGCUAUUUAACUGGAAGAGGUUGAGGGAAAAAACAGCAUUUAAUUUCCCAGCUGACAAGGGAGGAGGAUGUCAGUGGGUGUGGAGGAGAUGAAGAGCUGGGUGUACUGCGCUCAAGAAUAAAAAUGUGUAGUGUGUUUGCGCAAAUUGUGUUGUAAAUGUUAUGACUGAUUUAAGUCGCCCUUUUUGCCUUUCUAAAAAUAAUUGCUUGUUUGUAUAUGUUUGGAUAUUACUGGAUAUUUUAAUUGAUAUACUAUAUUUUAAUUUAGUUCUAUUUUAUUUACAUUAAACCCCACUUUCCCUAGUUUUAUAAAUGAUACACUGUAUUUAAGUUAAACUGUAUUCACUAUGCUCAUUGACAUUUCUAUUUUACUAUUGUUAAGAAAUAAAGGUUUAUACCCAAGUUGGUUAAAUACUUAACUGAACCCAAAGUAAUUUCUGGUAUCCAGGAGCAAAAACAACACUAAAUCAUCUGGAGCAAUACAUGAAUUUUAAAUCUUUCAGCCGCCGUAAUUUAAAGUUUUGAAAGGAGACUUGUGCACUUUUAACCGGAAAACACCGCCCCUAGCGCUCCAGCGUAGAACUGCGCGGCACGCGCUCUAACCCUUGCACAUGCGCAGUACAGAUCAGGAAGUACAGAGUUGGUUCUUGCCAAUUUAGCGCUUUGACGAACAGAAUGUUUGCUCCCCUUUUGAUAUUUGUAAGUUUCUCGCUAGAUGCCUGUUUUUCACAGACUUAUAUCUUGAAUGACACAGAAGGAGUCGGACUCGUCUUUGAUGGGAUUGGAGGAUUAAGUGGUGGAGGGGCGACAACACGUUUGCUCGUCAAUUACGCUGAGCCAUACCGCAGCCAGAUACUUGACUAUCUCUUCAAGCCAAACUUUGGGGCCUCUUUGCACAUACUGAAAGUCGAAAUAGGAGGAGAUGCUCAAACGACCGACGGGACAGAGCCAUCGCACAUGCACUCUGAGGAUGAUGAGAACUACUUCCGAGGAUAUGAGUGGUGGCUCAUGAAAGAGGCAAAGAAGAGGAACCCAAACGUCACGCUUAUAGGUUUGCCCUGGGCAUUUCCCGGUUGGGUGGGCCGUGGUAAAAACUGGCCCUACGACUUCCCAGACAUCACUGCAGCAUAUGUAGUGAACUGGAUUCUUGGUGCAAAGCACAUCCAUGAUCUCAGCAUCGAUUAUGUUGGGAUUUGGAAUGAACGCAACUUUGACAGCAAGUAUAUAAAGCUGCUGCGAUACACUCUGGAUAAAAGUGGCCUGGAGAGUGUCAGGAUCAUAGCCAGUGACAACUUGUGGGAGCCCAUUUCCUUGUCUCUUCUGCUCGACCCUGAGCUCAGCAGAGUUGUAGAUGUGAUUGGGGCCCACUACCCAGGCACGACCACUGUGAUUGAAGCCCUGAAGACUGGGAAGAAGCUGUGGGCCUCAGAGGACUACAGCACAUUCAAUGAUGAUGUGGGAGGAGGUUGCUGGGCACGCAUCCUAAACCAGAACUACAUCAAUGGAUUCAUGACUGCUACCAUCUCCUGGAAUCUGAUUGCCAGCUACUACGAGGAACUGCCGUUUGGCAGAGAUGGGCUUAUGACAGCUGUAGAACCCUGGAGUGGCAACUACGUUGUGGAGUCUCCUAUCUGGAUUACAGCCCACACCGCACAAUUCACCCAGCCAGGAUGGACCUACCUGAAGACUGUUGGACAUUUGGCAAAAGGUGGAAGUUAUGUAGCCUUGACUGAUGGAAAAGGAAAUCUUACAAUUGUCAUUGAAACCAUGACGCAUGAUCAUUCCUUAUGCAUAAGACCUCCACUUGCUCCAUACAAUGUCACCUCACAAAAUGCAACCUUCCGUCUGAAAGGAUCUUUUUCUUUCAUCAAGGAGUUGCAAGUAUGGCAGUCUCAGUUUAACUUCAAGACGAAAAAGCCAUCCUUUUUUAAGCAUCUAAAUCCACUGAAGCUUUCAGAUGGAGAAUUCACCCUAAACCUGGCUGAAGAUGAAGUUUACACCCUAACCACAGUUACAACAGGACACAAAGGGAGCUACCCGGACCCACCUGCCUCAUCCCCGUUCCCAAAACGCUAUGAAGAUGACUUUAAUGUCCGAGAGACUCCCUUCUCAGAAGCUCCAAACUUUGCUGACCAGACAGGGGUGUUUGAAUACUAUAUCAACCUGACUGAUCCUGGACCUCACGUUUUCACUCUACGCCAGGUUCUGACUGAGCGUCCUAUCACUUGGGCAGCAGAUGCAGAUCAGACUAUAAGCGUUAUAGGAGACUAUGAGUGGCAGGAUCUGACUGUGACGUGUGACAUUUUUAUGGAGACUGUCAAGACUGGGAGUGUUUUCAUUGCCGCCAGAGUGGAUAAAGGAGGGCAAUCGAUCCGUAGCACCAAGGGAAUAUUUUUCUGGGUCUUUGCAGAUGGCACAUACAAAGUUACCAGUGAUCUUGCCGGGCUAAUCAUACUGGCCGAAGGACAGUCCGGCACACAAGCUUAUGAUUGGCACACACUAUCACUCAAUGUGCAGGGCCAGUUUGCAUCAGGUAAGCUGAAUGGCAGUCCACUGUGGAGGACCGCUGUGGCGCUGUCACCUAAGAAUGGUUGGGCUGCCAUAGGAACACACUCAUUUGAGCUGGCUCAGUUUGAUAACUUUGCAGUAGAGGCACUGACACAAGAGUCCCUUCAAAGCAGCCCUUACAUUAUAUUGUGACUGAAUAAAUCUACGAUGGUGAAUCGAAAAUCCACAACCGUUUGGCGAGUCUUGAUUAAUACAAAAGAAUACACAAAGGAGGGUG
Dunckerocampus dactyliophorus (ringed pipefish) is the source of this 3943-nucleotide messenger RNA. RefSeq names its product galactosylceramidase b (gene galcb). Gene Ontology annotation, cellular component: lysosome. Gene Ontology annotation, biological process: galactosylceramide catabolic process. Lineage: Eukaryota; Metazoa; Chordata; Actinopteri; Syngnathiformes; Syngnathidae. The transcript is spliced from 17 exons. The coding region runs from base 1834 to 3858 and encodes 674 amino acids. The record is from RefSeq and is a predicted model, not a curated record. Gene Ontology annotation, molecular function: galactosylceramidase activity.